This is a messenger RNA of Ailuropoda melanoleuca (giant panda), 1649 nucleotides long. RefSeq names its product ring finger protein 148 (gene RNF148). The coding region runs from base 581 to 1492 and encodes 303 amino acids. The transcript has a single exon. Gene Ontology annotation, biological process: positive regulation of DNA-templated transcription; protein ubiquitination; ubiquitin-dependent protein catabolic process. Gene Ontology annotation, molecular function: ubiquitin protein ligase activity. NCBI's taxonomy places the organism in Eukaryota, Metazoa, Chordata, Mammalia, Carnivora, Ursidae. The record is from RefSeq and is a predicted model, not a curated record. Gene Ontology annotation, cellular component: nucleus.
CCUACUGCCCAUAGAUAAGCAUAUUCGGUAGCAUAGAAACAUGCAUGAGAACUGGUGACUGGCCAUCCACAUGCACUAAUACACAAAUGAUUUCUACUUUGCUUAACAGAAAAACAGUGAAUAUAAAGUAGUAUUAGACAGCUUUUCACUUUAUCCAGAACUGGGAAAGAAACUCAAGGCUUAAAAAUAAAAAUCUCCCUGUUUAUUGCUUUAGAGUUUAUUCAAAUUGUUAUAUACCAUGAGCCCUUGCUUGGUAGCUUUUUGGCCAAUAGGAUUUCAGUAUGCAAUGCACUGAUAUAAACAACUAGAUUGGCUUACCUACUUCUGAUGUCACAAUUUCCCCAUUGGGAAGUCAUAAUUUUCUUGAAAUCACAUUGUGGUAAUAAGAACUCUUGUUAUUCUGUUUCAUUAUAAGAAAGAUAAUCUACCAAAAGUAAAAAUGCUGGAAGGAGCAGCAUACCUUUGAUCGACGCAGACCUUUUUCCAUUUCUGCGCUUUAAUAUCUGCUGCCAACAAUUGGAGUUAGCUUCUUUGUUUUACAGUUGUUUUGUUUUUUGUCAGUUAAUAGGCAAAUGGAGGAAUGAGCCUGCUUCAAAUUACUCCUUCAGCUCCUAGUUCUGUGUCAUCACGACUGUUGAGGCUUAGCAUCUUUCUACUACUUAGCCUUCCUGACUCUAAAGGAAAAGCCAUUUGGACAGCCCACCUGAAUAUAACCUUUCAGGUGGGAAAUCGGAUUAUAUCAGAAUUAGGAGAGAGUGGAGUGUUCGGCAAUCAUUCUCCUUUGGAAAGGGUGUCUGGUGCGGUGGUACUUCCUGAAGGAUGGAAUCAGAAUGCUUGUAAUCCUAUGACCAACUUCAGCAGACCUGAACAGGCAGACUCUUGGUUGGCCCUCAUUGAACGGGGAGGCUGUACUUUUACACAUAAAAUCAAUGUGGCAGCAGAGAAGGGAGCAAAUGGGGUGAUCAUCUAUAACUAUCCAGGUACGGGCAACAAGGUGUUUCCCAUGUCUCACCAGGGAACAGAAAAUAUAGUCGCGGUGAUGAUAGGCAACUUGAAAGGCAUGGAGCUUUUGCACUUGAUUCAGAAGGGAGUCUAUGUGACGAUCAUCAUCGAAGUGGGGAGAAUGCACAUGCCAUGGCUGAGCCAUUAUGUUAUGUCUCUGUUCACCUUCCUGGCUGCCACAGUUGCCUACCUUUUCUUGUACUGUUCAUGGAGACCUAGAGUGCCCAGUGCUUCCACCAGGAGGAGAAGACGGAUAAAAGCAGAUGUGAAGAAAGCUAUUAGUCAGCUUCAACUGCGAGUGCUCAAGGAAGGGGAUAAGGAAUUAGAUCCAAAUGAAGACAGUUGUGUUGUUUGCUUUGACAUAUACAAACCCCAAGACGUAGUACGUAUUUUAACUUGCAAACAUUUUUUCCAUAAGGCAUGCAUUGAUCCCUGGCUUUUAGCCCAUAGGACAUGCCCCAUCUGCAAGUGUGACAUUCUGAAAACUUAAACCUGGAGAAUCUUCUGAAGAUAUAACCAAGUCUUUCCAAAUAUUAAAAAUAAAUGAGUUCUCUUAGCACUUUUUGUAGAGAAAAAGCUCAACUUCAUCUUCUCUACCUAAGUACUAAAGGAUGAAAUUUGUGUUUUUAAAAUAAAACUCCAUAUCA